ACUUACCUGGGAGUUAUCUUCUUGCUAUAGCUUUUGACUUUGAGCUUGCAGCCUCUCUGGAGCCGUCUGCUGAGCCUUUGGAGCUCAUGGUGUGUUUGUAUUGCUGUAGUGCUUAGAAGCUUUUCUUGCAGGUUGCCCCAUCUCUAAGCUUUCAGUAUUCUAUUCCCCUGCCAGUAUCUUGUUGUGUAACUGUCCCCCUGCCAACGUUGUUGGCUUGCAUUGAUAAAUUUCUCCAUGCUGGAUAACUGAGAGUAACCUUGUGACUGAAACAUCCUGAUGUAAAAGGCAGCUCAGCCUUGCAUUCUCCUUCACAUGAUUUUGCUGCUGCUGGGGUUUGUUGGCAUGGGAGUCAUGGCACUGGCAUGUGCUCUCUUUGCUUGAGAAGAGCAGAAUAAGCUCAUGCUUCACUCAAACAAGGCUUCUUCAUUUAAUGUGUAUGGGCAACGGGCACUCAGGCUGAAAGUAGAUUUUGUACUUCAACUUCCAGGUCAGUGGGCUUUUUGUCUUGUUCAUGUCAGCAGACAGUAGGCCUUUGUUCAGCAUCACAACACACACGGGAUGCAGAUCCUGAAUUGUGCAAGAAACUCCAUGAUCAAGAAGUCCCUUGUUUACAAUGUAAUGAAAGUCUGACGCUGCCAUUACAACACCCAGGAAUGCCUUCAUCUAGACAAGCAGUUUCAAUGACAUGAAUGGAGCUGAAGUGAUGCACAAGGCUGGGCAGAACCCUCUCUCAACUCAGAAUUUCUCCUCAGGACUAAAUGGCCAGCAGAUGGACUGUUUGAAGCACUUGGUUUGAUCACCUGAGAGGAGGGACUUUGCUGAGGAUACCCUACAGGGAAUCUGUUGGGUAUCGCUGCCAUCUCAGACUCUUCCCUGAUAUGGAACAAAGUGAAGGUGAACAGGAAUCGCAGCCAGAGAGUCACGUGGAUAGCAAGAGCAGCGUGAAAUCCUUGCCUGGGGGAGAGGCCCAUGUCAAGCUAGAGAUAAAGAAACAUGCAGUUACGGAUGACUACAAACUCUCCAAACGGGUGCUAGGGUUAGGAAUCAAUGGCAAGGUACUGGAGUGUUUCAACAAGGAGACAGGCCAGAAAUGUGCUUUGAAGCUCCUGUAUGACAACCCAAAAGCCCGUCAGGAAGUAGAGUAUCAUUGGCGAGCAUCAGGGUGUCCCCACAUUGUCCAUGUUCUGGAUGUUUAUGAGAACAUACAUCAUGGAAAGAGAUGCCUCCUCAUUGUCAUGGAAUGCAUGGAAGGAGGAGAGCUGUUUAGCAGGAUCCAGGAGAGAGGGGAUCAAGCUUUCACUGAGAGAGAGGCCUCUGAAAUAAUGAGAGACAUCGGGACAGCCAUCCAGUAUCUGCAUUCAAUGAACAUUGCCCAUAGAGAUGUCAAGCCUGAAAACUUGCUUUACACGUCUAAAGAGAAGGAUGCUGUACUCAAACUCACAGACUUCGGCUUUGCCAAAGAAACAUCUGUAAAUGCACUGCAGACCCCCUGUUACACUCCUUAUUAUGUGGCCCCAGAAGUCCUUGGUCCUGAGAAGUAUGACAAGUCAUGUGACAUGUGGUCCUUGGGUGUCAUCACAUAUAUUCUCCUGUGUGGGUUCCCUCCAUUCUACUCAAACACUGGUCAAGCCAUUUCUCCAGGGAUGAAGAGAAGAAUUCGGAUGGGGCAAUAUGGAUUUCCCAAUCCAGAGUGGGCUGAGGUAUCAGAGGAAGCCAAACAACUGAUUCGCCAUUUACUGAAGACUGACCCGACGGAGAGGAUGACAGUUUCUCAAUUUAUGAAUCACCCUUGGAUUAAUAGAUCAAUGGCAGUGCCACCAACCCCUCUUCAUACUGCACGGGUUCUGCAAGAGGAUAAAGACCACUGGGAUGAAGUUAAAGAGGAGAUGACCAGUGCUUUGGCUACCAUGAGAGUGGACUAUGAUCAGGUGAAAAUCAAAGACUUGAAAACAUCCAACAACCGCCUCCUGAACAAACGCCGUAAGAAACAGAAGCAGGCAGGCACCUCUUCUGCAGCCCCGGGGUGCAAUAACCAGUGAGAAGCCAAGGACCUGUGGGUGGAGGGUAGAACUUAAAAGGAACAACUGAAAAUCAGUCUGAUCAACUCGGUCCGUACCACAAAUCUGGGCAAUGAGAUCAUGAAGAAGCUAUCUUGCCAAGAGGGAGCAGUGGGAAUGAUUACAUUUUUCUAACUUGAAUCGGGGCUUUGCUUUUCAAGUCUAACAUAUAUGACAUGAUUCUGCUGCAUAUUGCUGGGGAAGGGACAGUAAUACCAGAAAUGUUACGGGUUUUUGUUCUGGCUUUGAUACUGUUGGAUGAGAGGAAAGAUCAGGUGGAAGUCUCAGAAUACAAAUGCACUGAGGCCUUAACAGCCGUCUACAAGAGUAACUUCUGCUACUGUUUUAAACUUGGGAAUAGAAAAAUGCUGAGUGUUCUGCUAGGAGAGUUUAGUAGUUCAAACAUGAGUAGUGAGAAAGGAGAAUGUCACUGCUCUUUAUACAAGUAGCAUGGGUGCAGCUCUAUUAUGGAUGCAUCUGGACAGCAUUUCAUGUUAGAGUUGGUAAUAGUCAGUUAUUUCCAAACUUACCUCCUAUAGUUACAGAAUAUCACCUCUAAACAGUAAUCAGUUAUUCCUGUUACAGGAAAAAAAGCAUCCAUACAUUUCCAUUUUUAUAAAAGUCUUCCUCUGCGCUCAUGUGAAGAUUUCAGUUUGUCUUGGAUUCUCAUUUGAUAACAUGUAAGUUUUCUAAAUUGUAACCAUUGUGUCAUGUCUGUGCCAGUCACAUCCCUCUCUUGUAAUGUUUUUAAUUUAAAUAGUACUUUAUGUGAAGAGUUUAAUAAGGAUUGAAUUAGUUGAAAGUAUCCUGCAGAGAAUAUUGCUGUUCCUCUUGGAUCCAUAACCUCUAGGGUGUGCAACUGGACAUGCAAUUGUAUGCAAGAGACUGCUCUAGAAGAGAGACUUCUGAAAUUCAGGAAGAAGUGGUAAAUGCAUGUCCUGUGAAUGGACCCUGGUGUCUGCCAGCAUCCCUUCUGGUAAUUACCUCCAGGUCCUGUGCCUGACAUCUGAUGAUCGUAACAAGUUUUGGGGUGCUGGGGUUGGUUUUAUUCCUGGGGUCAGGGAGGGGAGGAUGCUACUUUAUUUGCAGUGCUUUGUCAGUGUUUCUGCAUCCAAAGAUUUUUGCCACCUAAGAGAGAUCACCUUUGGGUAUAACCACCUAUUUUUGCCCCCCAUCUUUUGUCUUUAUUUUAUGGGAUUGUAGCUUUGGUUUGCUGAUUUGUUUUACUUUGUGGUCAGAAUAGUUCCUCUCAUUGUAUUUUGGUUGUUUGGGUUUUUUUGGUUUCAGUUGUGGGGUUUUUUUUGAAGUUGAGGUGAAACAAAUAUUUGUGAAAGUAUUAUCAGAGUCUGGGGUGAGAAUCCUGUGCUUCCAGUGGUGCAGGCAAAAAUGACAGUGUGGUAGGCACACAGGGUACUGUAGUGGUAAUGGGCUCAGAAGAAUGUUGAAGGUUAAAAAGGAAAACAAGGCACCAGAGAGGAUCCUAAUUCCCACGUCUGACUGCCAGAUUUGGUCACUCCCAACAAAGAUCAGCUCAAGGCUUUGGACCUUUUCUGGGGAGCCCCCUUCCCACCUGCAGAAUGUUGGAUGAGACUUCCAUUCUUCUCUGUGAACUGGCCCUAGGGUUUUAUAAACUGAUUUUAAUAAAUCAUGUUAUAACAUUC
Neopsephotus bourkii (Bourke's parrot) is the source of this 3718-nucleotide messenger RNA. It is a transcript of the gene MAPKAPK3, whose product is annotated as MAPK activated protein kinase 3. NCBI's taxonomy places the organism in Eukaryota, Metazoa, Chordata, Aves, Psittaciformes, Psittacidae. Gene Ontology annotation, molecular function: calcium-dependent protein serine/threonine kinase activity; calmodulin binding; ATP binding. Gene Ontology annotation, cellular component: nucleus; cytoplasm. The transcript has 13 exons. The record is from RefSeq and is a predicted model, not a curated record. The coding region runs from base 879 to 2039 and encodes 386 amino acids. Gene Ontology annotation, biological process: peptidyl-serine phosphorylation; intracellular signal transduction; protein autophosphorylation.